UUACCGUAAACGCAAUAGUGCAAUUCUGGUGAAACGUGGCCGAAAGCUUUCUCCGUAUUUUUGUUCUUCCCCCUUAGCUAAUCAUUUCUGUACAUUGCUCAUCACUUUCGGGAUUUCAAUUGCGCCUUCUAAUCUAUCAUACGAUACAACCAUGUCAAGUUCAGAUGAAGAUUGGUUCAACCAGGAUGAGGACGAGCUGGUGCAGGAUCUGGAGAAGAGUAAGUCCCUGGAGGUGAAUCAGAAUGAGGAGCACAUAGAUUGCAUCCCGAGGGUAAGUACGAUAAAAGCCAACUCAUCCUAUGUGGGAAAUGAUGGUAAGGCCAAUGGUCGAUUCUCCCUGACCGACUUAACGAAGGCCCUGAAAAUGCCGCCCAUCGACAUGUUCCUGUACUUCCUGUCCGAGGAUCGGGAUCUCUUCGUGAACCAGCUGCUGGCCAAUGAUAGUGUGAAGCGAGUUGGCCUGUUUGUGGAUGUUGAAGUCCUCUGUGAACUGGAGAUGGGCGGCUUCGAUGAAGAGUUCCUGUGCUUCAGCCGGCUGUCUGUGCUGCUGGACAAGAUCAAGAACCUUCUGUUGGCCAAGGCAUCUCUGGGUAAAUGCGACGCGGACUCGGUCAUGGUGUUGACCCACAUAAAGUUGCUCCUACGAGCCCAUAAGAAUGGAGUGCUUAGUCCCCAGGGCUACGAAUUGGUGGAGAUGUACAGGAAAUUGGCUUAUUCCUGUGAAAGCGACUUGGCUGAAGGUCUGGAAGCGUUCACCGGCAACCUUUCGCAUAAUGUCAAGGGACAAAUUUAUCCAACGCUGGACAAGUUAGUAGGCAAGGAAGCGGCUAGGGAAGAGGAACUCCCAGUGUCCGACAAAGUGGUCCAAUACUUGAAUACGCAGCGGCAGUUACUAAGAGAUGAUUCCACUCCUUUACUCGAGUUUGUGCAGCAGCUUCGCACCGGAACAGAUCCCAGUGAGCAGGAGCGACAGGGUCUUCUGUGGACCAAUGCUUAUCUGACUUUGAAUCCUCAGUUUGCCGAGGCUCAGCGUCAUAGCCUGGUUUUCCUAAAAGUAAAAUCUUCUGAUGGUUCUAAUAAGAACGGACUAGAUAACAUAAAAUCAGGAGCAUUGCUCUGUCUAACAACUAGUCUCACCUUUGAUGAUCUAAUCCUAGCCACUGUGGGCUACACAGAGCCUGAAAAACUAAAGGAGGGUUGUCUAAGUGUGCAGAUUGUCAAGCAGUACAACAUUGGCAACAUCUACGACCGUCCAAUGACCAUGUUCCAGACGCCCGUGUUCUUUGAACCCUAUCUUAGGGUCCAUAACUACCUGAGCACCUGCAGCACCGAGCAUUUUCCCAUGCGUCGCUAUAUUGUAGAUGUAGUGUUGGAUAUAGCACCGCCAGCCUACAUUAAACCAGGAGUUAAGCUGAGCCUUAAAGGCAAGCCCUUUACUCUGGACAAACUGCCUGAAGAUGUGCCUUUUAAUGAGAGUCAGGGAAAAGCCUUCAAGGAAGCCCUUAGCAGGGAGUUCAGCAUCAUUCAAGGACCGCCAGGCACGGGCAAAACGCACCUGUCGGUGGAGUUGGUCAACAGUUUGAUACAGAAUGCCAAAGUCCUGGGCACGGGUCCCAUAAUUGUGCUGACCUAUACGAACGACUCGCUGGACAAGUUUCUGGUGAAAGUCUCGCACUACACCCAGGAAAUACUACGCUUCGGCUCCCAAUCUCGAAAUUCGUUAAUAUCCAAGUUUAAUGCACAUACCAUGAUCAAUCCAGAUCUGGUGCCACCGCGCUUGAAGCGAAUUUGGUGGCUGGUCAACUUCGAAUACAAGGAAAAGUUCCAGUACCUGCAAAGUCUGUACUCGAACUUUGAUAAUAGCGAGGAAAGCUACCAAAAAACUUUGGUGGCUCAGGACCAGCUGCAUCAGGUGGCCGAGCGAAUCGAAACACUACGCAUGGUUUUCCAGUUCUUUCUGGCAAAGGAUAAGGAUGUGCUGGCUAUGACCACCACUUGCGCGGCUCGUCUCAACUUCCUUUUCCGGUUACUGCAAUCCAAGUGCGUAGUUUUUGAGGAGGCAGCCGAGAUUCAGGAGGCACACAUCCUGGCUUGCCUAACGCCGCAUACAGAGCACGUUAUCCUUGUCGGCGACCACAAGCAGCUCCAGCCCUUCACCGGCAGCACUAAGGUGCCACAGAUCUCUCUCUUCGAACGCCUCAUCGUGGCCGGCAUGCCGUUCUCCAUGCUUAAUCUGCAGUACCGCAUGCGUCCAUGCAUCUCGGAGCUCCUUGUGCCCAGCAUUUACGACGAAUUGCUCUGCUCGGAGUCAGUGAAGGAAUACAAAGACGUCCGCCUAAUGGACAGAAACUUGUACCUUGUGCAGCACAACGAGCCGGAGCAGCGCACCUCUGACAUGUCCUUCGAGAAUCCCUACGAAGCUGGCGUGCUGGCUAAACUAACUGAGUUUCUUAUUGAGAAGGGAAAGUAUAAGCAAAGUGAUAUUGUAAUACUUUCACCUUACAAUGCACAAAUCGAGUGCAUUAAGAAAGCGCUUCCUCGAAAGUAUCGGAUUCAAGUGGCAAGUGUGGAUAGUUUCCAAGGCCUAGAAGCCAAUAUUGUGCUGCUCUCGCUGGUUCGCAGCAACUCGUCUGGCCAAGUUGGCUUCUUGUGUCUGCCCAAUCGAGUUUGUGUGGCUCUUUCUCGCGCCCGCUGGGCCCUGUAUAUUAUUGGGGAUCUGGAGAUGCUGCAAAAGUCCUGCCCGAACAUUUGGAGUCCCAUUGCCAAGCGUUUGGAGGAGAAUUCCGCUAUUGGAGAUACUUUCCCCACCAUAUAGGUCUUAUAGAUCAGAAAUAAAAUAUGUAUAUAUCUACAUUUGA
This is a messenger RNA of Drosophila suzukii, 2858 nucleotides long. NCBI's taxonomy places the organism in Eukaryota, Metazoa, Arthropoda, Insecta, Diptera, Drosophilidae. The record is from RefSeq and is a predicted model, not a curated record.